AUGAAUGGGUAUAACGACCCUCGUUAUUAUGGCCAGGAAGAAGCAGAGGAAUUAGCCACUCUGGAAGCUAACCAUGGCUACCAGGGUGUGCAUAACCCUCCUGUUAGUCCAAGCAACUUCGACUUUCAUUUCAACGAUGUUCCUGCUCCCAGGCCCGUCGUGCCGUACAGACCGGGCUUGACCCAAACCCAAAGCCCCCGUUACAGUCCUCCAGAGUAUAGUUCUCCAUGGCUUCAAGCUACUCCGAGGAACUCAGAUGUGCCUGAGGGAUGGCCGACGAACUCCCCAUGGGAGUCUCGCUCGGCUUCCCCAACUUUGUAUCAAAACACUCCCGUUCAACAAAGCUCUCAAAGUCUCGUCGCUCCUCUGGUCAAUUCCUCCGCAUCGCCUGGAUACGCCAAGGAAUGGGUGCAAGCUGGAUCCGCGUCGAUCGCCCGGCUCAGCGACCGUGAUGACGCUGAGACAUGGAAAGGAUGGAAGCGUUGGGUGUUCUUCUUGACCCCGUUCCUCACUUUCGCCAAUACCUCCAUCUAUCUGUUUUAUCUCGGUCUUCGUAUCUACUGUAUUAUUCAGGCUCAGAAUGCCUCCGGCGUCAGCUACGCCGGUGCCUGGGUCUUCGUCGCCAUUGAAAUCACGGUCGCCAUUCCUUCUCUCAUGCACAAUUGCUGGACAAUGCUGGCAUUGAAGAAGCGAGGACGUGCUAAGCUCCGACUGACCGGAAAUGAUUGUCCGACCGUGGAUGUUUUUGUCACCUGCUGCGGUGAGGAGGAUGAAGUCGUUCUGGAUACCGUUCGUGGCGCCCUGAAUCAGGAUUACCCGACCGACUCAUUCCGAGUCAUUGUCCUGGACGAUGCCAGAUCUGCCACGCUUGAGGAAGCAAUCAACGAGUUGACUCCAGCUCACCCCAAUGUUUUCUACAUGGCCCGCGAGAAGAUCCCCGGGAAGCCCCACCACUUUAAGGCUGGUAACCUCAACUAUGGUCUGGACCAGGUACACACUCUACCAGGAGGUGCCGGCGAAUUCAUGGCUGCUCUGGAUGCUGAUAUGAUUCCCGAACAAGAUUGGCUUCGCGCCGUUCUUCCCCACUUACUGGUGGAUCCCAGAAUGGCCCUUGCUUGUCCCCCGCAACUCUUCUACAAUACCCCUGCGUCUGAUCCCCUUGCCCAGAGUCUCGACUUUUUCGUGCAUGUCAUUGAGCCUAUCAAGGACGCCCUCGGCGUUGCUUGGUGCACUGGUUCCGGAUAUGUGGUUCGUCGCACGGCCUUGCAUGAAAUCGGCAACUUCCCUCUUGGCUCCUUGGCUGAGGAUGUUGCUACGUCAACUCUCAUGCUUGGCAAAGGCUGGAAGACUGCAUACAUUCACGAACCUCUCCAAUUUGGUACUGUCCCCGAGGAUUUCGGCGGUCACUUGAAGCAGCGUACUCGAUGGGCCAUUGGAACUGUGGAUACCGCUUUCAAGCUGAAAUUCUGUCUCUGGGGUGAUGCCGUUCGUCGCAUGACCGUUGCUCAACGAUUUUCUGGAUUCCUGUAUGCGACUCUGAGCUUGUACACUCUUCUUCUCACUGCAUCUCUGUUUGCCAUCCCCAUCAUUCUCUUGUGGGGCAAGCAACUCGUGGCCUAUGCUAACCAGGAUGAGCUUCACUGGCUCAUUUGGGCUUGUUUCGCCGCUACUCUGUCUAACCGACUCUGCGAGUUUGCGCUGUUCAUUCCCGCUGGUUACAACACUGGCCAGAGAGGUUCUCGCUAUCAGUUAUGGAUGUCUCCUUAUAUUGCCCUUUGCAUUGUCCGCGCCUUCAUGCUUCCCAAGUGGCUCGGUGGUCAAACUCAGGCUUUCAAACCGACUGGUUCCCUCGGCUCUACUUUGAACGAGCGUGACCCCAAGACACGAAAGAACAUCUUUGUUCGCUUGCGCGUCAUCAUUUUCAACUAUAUGGCUCUCUUCCACUUUGCAUUCGUUUAUGUCACUUUGGUAGCAGUGGUGAUCUCCUCUUACCGCUGCUUCAAGAUAGAGCACAGCGUCAAGGGUGUUAUCAUCUGCUUGAUUACCCAUGCAUUCUGGCCUCCUCUGACUUUCCUUUUCAUCUGUACAUCACUUUGGACGCCUGUUUCUUAUGCCAUUAAUCCCCCAUCGAUGCCAGAUCGCGAGGACCUCUUGACUCGCGACCCGAAGACUGGAGUAGCCCACCCGACCACCAAGAGCAAGAAAAUUGCUUUCGGUGGCCAGGCUGCCUGGUUCGAGCUCCAGUAUACUGUCGCGACAGCCGCGACGAUCCUGAUCUUUGUUUAUUCUUUCUUCUGGUAA
This is a messenger RNA of Penicillium angulare, 2301 nucleotides long. Its product is annotated as glycosyltransferase family 2 protein. The coding region runs from base 1 to 2301 and encodes 766 amino acids. The transcript has 3 exons. Lineage: Eukaryota; Fungi; Ascomycota; Eurotiomycetes; Eurotiales; Aspergillaceae. The record is from RefSeq and is a predicted model, not a curated record.